Messenger RNA from Nothoprocta perdicaria, 666 nucleotides. RefSeq names its product cyclin dependent kinase 15 (gene CDK15). NCBI's taxonomy places the organism in Eukaryota, Metazoa, Chordata, Aves, Tinamiformes, Tinamidae. Gene Ontology annotation, cellular component: nucleus; cytosol; cytoplasm. Gene Ontology annotation, biological process: protein phosphorylation. Gene Ontology annotation, molecular function: cyclin binding; cyclin-dependent protein serine/threonine kinase activity; ATP binding. The record is from RefSeq and is a predicted model, not a curated record.
AUGAAGCUGGAAGAUAAGACCCUACAUACCCCGACGGUGCCCCUCUCGAGGACUUCUCCUCUCAAGAGUCUGAGCCAUGCCAACGCGGUGCUCCAUGACACCAUCCAGACCAAGGAGAUGCUAACCUUUGUCUUCAAGUACAUGCACACAGGUCUAGUGCAACACAUGGCCCAGCAUUCUGGAGGGUCUCAGUCUCACAGUAUUAUGCUGUUCAUGUUCCAGCGCUUGCGAGGCCUGGCUUCCAUCCACCGACAACACAUUCUUCACCAUGACCCAAAACCCCAGAACUUGCUCAUCGGUUGCCUUCACGAGCUCAAAUUAGCCGACUUUGGUGACCUUGCUCAUGCCAAGCCCAUCCCCAGUCAAACAUACUCCUCUGAAAUGGGAACRCUCUGGUACCACCCUCAUGAUGCGCUGCGUGGCACUACCAAAUAUCCAUCUGACCUGGAUAUCUGGAGUGCAGGCUGCCUAUUUGUGGAAAUGAUCCAGGGCCAGCCAAAAUUUGCAGGAACUUCUGGUGCUCUCGAACAACUGGAGAACAUCUGGGAGGUCCUGGGGGUCCCAACCGAGGACACCUGGCCAGGACUUGACGAGCUCCCCAACUAUAAGCCAGAGCUGGUUGUGUCCAGGAGAGCUCCGAGGCUCCGAGUGCCACGUGGCAGGUGA